CAAGGGCCCUUAUCAUCUCCUCCAUCGCUGCCCUGUUUCUCCAUCAUUUUCUCCUUCGGUUUCAAUCGUUAAAGGGGGAGGGGACAAGUUGGCCAACUUUUUUUUCGCUAUCCGUUCGACCCGUUUUGCACCGAAUCGAAUCGAGAAGUUGUCCCUUACGCUAGUGCCCCCGUUGCCUGAUUGUUUCGCAUUACAUCGGGCUUGAAACCACGCCCUCUCCGUCGCCCGCCUGCGGUUUUCCCUUUUUUGCUCCCGGACUCUGGAUCGCUGUGUUUGUUGGAAUUUCAUUACCGGGAUUUCAGGUGACCAUUGGACAACCAUGGCGCAGCAACCAAAUGACAAUGUUAUGCGAAGGAAGCUGGUGAUUAUCGGAGAUGGUGCAUGUGGGAAAACCAGUCUUCUCAGCGUCUUUACAUUGGGGUAUUUCCCAACACAUUAUGUCCCUACCGUUUUUGAGAACUACGUGACGGAUUGCAGAGUCGAUGGUCGCUCUGUGCAAUUAGCAUUGUGGGAUACUGCAGGUCAGGAAGACUACGAGCGAUUGCGACCUAUGGCAUAUUCCAAAGCCCAUGUCAUUCUGAUCGGUUUCUCUGUCGAUACCCCUGAUAGUUUAGAGAACGUGAAGCACAAGUGGAUGGACGAAGCAAACGAGCGAUGCCCCGGCGUUCCUAUCAUAUUGGUUGGUUUGAAGAAGGAUCUUCGCGAUGAUCCCCUUGCGAUAGAGGAGAUGAGAAAGAAAUCGCUACGAUUCGUGACACCCAAAGAGGGCGGAGAUAUAUCAACCCAGAUUGGAGCCAGGAAGUACCUGGAGUGCUCAUCUUUAACGGGAGAGGGUGUUGACGACGUCUUCGAAGCGGCCACUCGCGCGGCCCUUCUCACGUUUGAGAAGCGAAAGAGUUCAUGCUGCAUCGUCCUAUGACGGAUCGAAGAGAGUCUAGUACGCUCAAGCCUGCGUUGCUUCUGCAUUGAGAGGCACAACGGGGGAUAAGGUCCGUCGAUGACAUUUCAUUUUAUCGAUAUCUUGCAUAACCGGCGUUUGGGAGGUUUCUUGUCGAC
This is a messenger RNA of Aspergillus glaucus CBS 516.65, 1056 nucleotides long. It is a transcript of the gene rho2, whose product is annotated as putative Rho GTPase Rho 2. The transcript has 5 exons. The record is from RefSeq and is a predicted model, not a curated record. Gene Ontology annotation, molecular function: GTPase activity; GTP binding. Lineage: Eukaryota; Fungi; Ascomycota; Eurotiomycetes; Eurotiales; Aspergillaceae. Bases 320 to 919 code for a protein of 199 amino acids. Gene Ontology annotation, biological process: small GTPase-mediated signal transduction.